AUGCCCGCCGUGGUGACGCUGCCCCGCGUGGGCGGGAGCGCGCCCGGGGCGCGGCGGGGCGGCGCGUGGCACGCCCGCGACGAGAUCGCGCAGCUCCGCGCCGUCGUCGCGCGCAAGAUCCGCGGCGGCCCGCGCAGAAAUAUUCCACAGGACUUCAAUGUCGGGGACCAGCGCGAGCGGCCCCCGGCGGAGUGCCGGCGCUGCGCGCGGCUCCAGUCCGCGCCGGACCGCGCGGAACCCACGUCGGAGCCCGCGCGCGCGUCGUCGGACGGUCCGGGAGCGGACGCCGCGGCCGCGCGCCGAGGCCGCGGCGCGUCCGUCCCGGACCCGGCCGGAUCGGCCGCGGACCGGUGCCGGCGGCGCGAGCGCGCGGCGGACGACGCGCGCGGCGCCGCCGACGCCGCGCGCGCGGCGGCGGACGAGCGCGCGGCCGCCGACGCCUUCCGGGCCAAGCAGUGCGUCGGCCGCGAGCGCGCCGCCGCCGCGGACGCGGCGCACGCGCGCGCGGAGGCGCGCGAGGCGCGCGCGCGGCGCGCGGCGCGCGACGACGACCGGCGGCCCGAGACGCCCGGCCCGGCGCCGCCCGGCGGCCACCGCGCGGCCGCGGCCGACCCGGAGGCCGAGCGGCUCCGCGCGCAGCUCUUCUCGCUCGCGGACCAGCACCUCGCGGAGCUCCACGCGGAGCGCGCCGCGGGCACGACGGCGCUCAACGCGCCCGACGCGGCGCUGCCGCAGAUGCUCGCGGCCCAGGCGGACCUGAGCCGCCAGCUCGAGGGCCUGAGGGCCAAGCUCGCGGAGUCGCGCGCGACGUACGACGCCGCGCGCGCGCGGCCGCCGAGCACCGAGGCGCACCACACGCUCGCGGCGACGCAGGAGUACAUCGACACGCACCGGCCGGCGCCGCUGCCCUACUGGAAGGCCUACAUGAGCGUCGACGCGUCCCUCACCGAGGAGGAGGCGCGCCAGCUCGCCUUCGACGACGUCAAGCACAAGCGCGGCGCCGCCGCGCCCGUCUCCGCCGUCGCCGCGACGACCGCGUCCGCCGCCGCGGGGCCCGACGGCCCGGACGGCGGCGUCGGGGAGGCGAAGGAGGGCUAA
Molecule: messenger RNA, 1098 nt
Organism: Aureococcus anophagefferens
Lineage: Eukaryota; Pelagophyceae; Pelagomonadales; Pelagomonadaceae
Exons: 5
Coding region: 1-1098 (365 amino acids)
Source: RefSeq, a predicted model, not a curated record